UUACAACCAUAACAAUGGCGUUUGGGGAUGAAUUAUUGCAGAUCCAGUUAGGCCUAGGUCCUGAGCAGCAGCAUCGAAAUGGUUAACAUCGAAAAUCCUAUUACUUAACUACUGUUACAUUUUAUUCGAGUUAGACGUCUACAUCACGUGGUACUUGUAAGCAGUUUAGACCAGGAGAACUCGGUUAAAUUGGAUACGGAGCUUAAUUUGGAGUUUUCAGCAUGGACUUUCUAACAGAUCAAGAUGCGAAAAAGUACCACGAGGACGGGUACCUGGUCCUGGACGGGCUCCUCAGCCCGGCGGAGUGUGAUGAGCUCCGGCUGAGGAUGGGAGAGAUCGUGGACCGGAUGGACGUUCCAGAACAUUGUCGGAUCCAGUUCUCCACUAAUCACGACGAGCAGUUGAAAACACAGAUGCAGGGAAACGCUGACUACUUCAUCACCAGUGGAGAUAAGAUCCGCUUCUUCUUUGAGAAAGGAGUUUUUGAUGAUAAAGGAAAUUUCACCGUGCCAAAAGAACGCUCUCUCAACAAAAUUGGACAUGCACUCCAUGCCUAUGAGCCUUUAUACAAAACUGCCACUCAUUCACCCAAGAUUCAGGGUAUAGCCAAGAAGCUUGGUCUGAAGAGUCCUGUGAUUUUGCAAAGCAUGUACAUUUUCAAGCAACCAGGGAUCGGUGGAGAAGUGACGCCCCACCAAGAUGCUACAUUCCUCCACACGGAGCCCCUGGGCAGGGUGAUGGGCGUGUGGAUCGCCCUGGAGGAUGCCACCCUGGACAAUGGCUGCUUGUGGUUCAUCCCCGGCUCACACAACAAUGGUAUCACCCGACGUAUGGUUCGGACCCCGGAAGGCACCUACCCCCUGACAGACUUUGUUGGGAGAGAGGCAACCUAUGACGAUAAGCUGUUCAUACCUGCACCUGUCAAAAAAGGUGGGGUGGUGCUGAUCGAGGGAAAGGUUGUCCAUAAAAGUGAGCAGAACGCUUCAGAAAAAUCACGCCAUGUCUACACUUUCCACAUCAUGGAGUCUCAGGAGACAAAAUGGAACCCUGAGAACUGGUUACAGCCCACAGAGGACCUUCCUUUCCCUGCCCUGUACACCAAGUAAUCCUGGUUCACUCUGUCUGCCACUACACUGAAUGGAUGGACAGAGGCAGACACCUUCACUUGUCCCUAGAGAAGAUUAGUAAAAACAAUUAUCAGAAUUGG
Messenger RNA from Oncorhynchus gorbuscha (pink salmon), 1207 nucleotides. It is a transcript of the gene phyhd1, whose product is annotated as phytanoyl-CoA dioxygenase domain containing 1. The coding region runs from base 222 to 1106 and encodes 294 amino acids. Lineage: Eukaryota; Metazoa; Chordata; Actinopteri; Salmoniformes; Salmonidae. The record is from RefSeq and is a predicted model, not a curated record. The transcript is spliced from 12 exons.